Colletotrichum siamense is the source of this 1494-nucleotide messenger RNA. RefSeq lists its product as uncharacterized. The coding region runs from base 1 to 1494 and encodes 497 amino acids. Gene Ontology annotation, cellular component: nucleus. Gene Ontology annotation, molecular function: RNA binding. NCBI's taxonomy places the organism in Eukaryota, Fungi, Ascomycota, Sordariomycetes, Glomerellales, Glomerellaceae. The record is from RefSeq and is a predicted model, not a curated record. The transcript is spliced from 8 exons.
AUGGACGACACCGAGCGACGUUCCGCCAAGCGCUCGCGCUUCGACCAGACUGAACCUGAGCCGCGCAAGGCUUCGAGAUUCGAUCGUCGCUCCCGAUCUCCUCCUGCAAAGCGCCCAGAGUCUGGCAGAGAUCGCAGUCCGAUUGCGAAUGACCCUGCGACGGAGCCCAAAAAGUCGCCCGUGGACGCCGCAGCCGCGGCCGCUGCUGCCGCUGCGCGCAUCAACGCGCAACUCCAAGCGAAGAAAGGCAUCCAACACGUCGAUGUCCCCCCGAUCAAGACCGCGACUCCCGAAAUCAAAACAGAGGAUGGAUCACCGGACCCGGCCAACACGAUCAAUGGCGAGAUGUACAUUGCCGACGGAGACUACAUCAAGGACAUCGAAGUCAACGACCUCCGCAACAGAUACCUCCUGACCAAGGGGUCGACUCAGAAGAUGAUUAAAGAAGAGACUGGUGCUGAUGUAACUACCCGAGGAAGCUACUAUCCCGACAAGAGCAUGGCAACGGCUGCGAAUCCCCCCCUGUACCUUCACGUGACGAGUACAUCAAAGACGGGUCUCGAGCAAGCUGUGGCCAAGAUCGAGGAACUCAUGAAACAGGAACUCCCGGCAUUGGUCGACGAGCGCCGUUUUCGUCGUCGUGACCAAGAGCAGGUCGAGAGAGAUGAAUAUGGUCGUCGCAAAUGGCCCGAGGAGAAGAUCCCCAUUGGCUUGGAGUCGGUCCCCGGAUUCAACCUGCGUGCUCAGGUUGUUGGACACGGCGGUGCUUAUGUCAAGCAUAUCCAGCAGGAGACCCAGUGCCGUGUGCAAAUCAAGGGCCGCGGUUCUGGAUACUUGGAGGCUGCCACUAACCGUGAGAGCGACGAGGACAUGUAUCUGCAUGUGGCUGGACCUGAUCCGAAAAUGGUCGAGAAGGCCAAGGAGCUCUGCGAAGACUUGAUCGCCAACGUCAAGGAUCAGUACGAGGAGUUCAAGAGCAGGCCUCCCCGUGGAUACGGCGAUCGCGGCGGCUAUGGAGAUCGCGGCGGCGGCUAUGGCGACCGUUCGCGGAACCACGAUGGUGGACACGGCGGACAUGGCGGCUACCAGGGCUAUGGCGGCGGCGGCUACAACUCUGGACACGGAGGACACGGCGGUCAUGGUAGUCACGGCGCUGGACAGUCGGCCAGCCCAGCUCCUGGUGGCUCUAACAGCCCUGCCGCUGGAGCCGACUACGCUGCUCAGUAUGCCCAAUACUACGGUGGACAGGACCCCUAUGCUGCUUAUGGUGGCUACGCCGCGUACGUCCAGAUGUACCAGCAAUACUACGCCGCUGCGCAACAGCAAGCGCAAGGUUCACCCGCGCCUCCUGGAGCCUCGCCGCCCCCGCCCCCGAGCGAGGCUGCUCCUCCCCCACCUCCUCCGCCAAGCUCUGCUCCUCCGCCCCCUCCUCCCUCGGGCUCUCCCCCGGGAACCGGAGGCUAUGGUGCAGUGCCUCCUCCUCCCGGUCUAUAG